Molecule: messenger RNA, 2826 nt
Organism: Echinostoma caproni
Lineage: Eukaryota; Metazoa; Platyhelminthes; Trematoda; Plagiorchiida; Echinostomatidae
Source: the annotation of a GenBank genome assembly
AUGCCAAAGGACGUAUGGCUGGCUAAUUUGGAUACACAAGAAGCUUUGAGUACACUGCCAUCGAUUACGAGCAAUCCAACCCUGGAUUUGGCACUUCAUCAGGUUAAUCAGCUGUUCCGGAAUCCCUCGACAAAAACUGUAACCGGUUACAACCCGCUAGCUUUUAUCUCAGAUGAGGCUUCCACGAGUGUUGCUACACGUGUGUCAAUGGUUCUUUUCUUGCUCACCAAAAACAUUUUGGGUGGCUUGUCAGAAUAUACUCGCACACUUCGUCUCUAUCCACGUCCAGUAGUAGCAUUUCAGUUUGAACGUUUCAUGCGUUCUCGACCUCGACCAUGUCUGUUUACCAGCAUGUUAGCCAAAACACAAGCUGUCGAGUUCUUCGCCGAAUAUAGCCUAUGUUCCCAGAAUGAAGCGUUUCAACGAAUCGAAGCUGGCGAUUACACCCCAGAGUUGAUUGGAGAUAAAGCGGAAUGGUUCAGCAGUUUACUGCAGGCAGUUUAUUUUGACGUGUGGCCUGAUACGGUUGUUGGUUCACCGUCUCCUUGCAAUCAGUCGAAUACAUACCCCGGCAGUCCGCUCCUCUACGCGCUUGUAGCCGCCCGUUUGCAAUAUAAUAGUCAGUUUAUCAACUUCGAUGAUCCGGAUGCUAGUGGCCUGUCUGUGAGCGAUCUCAGGUCGGACGGGAUGCGGGAUGAUUUGUCCGACUAUCCAACAGAACCACAGAACAAACUGAUCGUGACUAAAGGUGUGCGUCCGGAUACUGAUAUACCUGGCACUAUAGGACGGGAUAGUGACCCCACACCUAUGGAACAAAUAUUUGUCCGCGCUGGGGAACCGUUGCCACCUUCGUUAGCCGAUUACUUUAAUCCACCACUGAAACCGGUUGUUGAGGCACAAUCCCCGAUAGGGGUUAAUGGAGCUGCUAUGCGGACUUCCAUCAUGCAAAAAGAUGAUAUAUCUGCCGAUGAUGUAGAACUGGAGAAGGACAGUACCAAUUCAACCAUGUCUGACACCCCAUCGGACUCAUCUCGACCAUUCAAGCCUACGAGUCCAUCAACCGGACAGACGCUGCGCGCCCUGGUUAAAAUGUCCACAAACAUGUUCAAUACAUCGCCUAAUCGAGAACUGGACGGUGAAAACCCUAAUCAGAGUGUUCUGUCAGAUGGUCGAAUCAACUGGAACGCUUCGGUAUUUGUGCUGCUAUCAGAGCUGUUGCGUUCAAACGGUGUGGAUCAAUCUGCGGAGUUGACGCGAGCUCUCAAUAAACGAAAUCUGUUACUGGCUCGAUUGAACUUGAACAAUGCCAAUACUACUAGCGGUGCGGACAGCUCCGUCUCUCAAUCACACAUGACCGAUGUGCCGGUUGAUUCAUGGAGCCAGUACAAGGCACUGGUUUGGGUUCUGCGUCAGAUCGCUCAGGGGCUGGAAGUCAGUCUGCGAUCUGAGGUGUUCAUACCCACCCAAGCGAACGUGCAUUCGGAAGCCUAUAUGUCUGGCCGAGUUCGUUCCCCGGUCACAAACGAUGACGCCUUUCGUGGUGGCCUUGCGUCUGCCUUUGUGCUUCUGGAAAUCGCGCACACACAUUACUAUCAAUUGCCUGAGCGCAAUGGGCGCACGUUUCUCACAAUGGGUCGUGCCUCUGUGACCACACUAGAUAUGGGAAAGUUGAGCCAAACGAAUUCACGCCCGGCUUCUCCGGCUCCAUCAGAACAGGGACAAGGUAACAGAAAGAAAAAAUACAGUAUGUCUUUGGAGAGCGAAGAAAAUAUCGUUGUCCAUCCUGAGGGCACCAGUGAAGCGGUUCCGGAUGGUCAAGCAUUUUCGACCCGAUUUCCCAUUUUGCUUCAAAACUUCUGGAACAAGGCGACCACAUCUGAAAUCACCGAGACAUGGUGCGAGAUACGACGUCAGUUGCACGAAUCCUCUUCCAAACUAAGCACAGCUACAUCAUCUUUCUAUAAUACUGUCUCUCUGCUGCAUCGUGCCGGAAUAGCUGAUUCGGAUGGAGAUUCGCUCACUCCACACCCUCCUGAUCUUACACGGUCUUUGCGCAUCCGAACGACAAGUUUGACUUCCAGUCCUGAUGGGCGACCUCUUCGCACCUCACACGCGGACUCACCCAACGGGGCACAGAAACGGCUUUUGUCUGUCCGGCCGCCACAAGCACGACGUACUCGUGCAUCGGAGUCACGCACUCCGCGUCAGGAAAUUCUCGAUUCAAGUGAUUCGAACACCGUAUUUGAAUUUCCAGCCGAUCCGAGUGCUCUGCGUUCACGGACCCCGGAACCUUACAGUUCGACUCGAUCCCCUCGGCUGGACGAUAUGGACAGUGCCAAUUUGACCACUAACAAAAGUUCACAAAGUCGCGGUUAUCGAUAUCGUCGCUCCCACUUGCUUGCACCGAAUAACGCAAACCCCGAGGAUGCUCGACGCAUUUCCCCCGAUCGUAGACAUCGUCGCUCACUGGGUGAUGUGCAAUACAUGCGCUGGAACGAACUGUCAAACGGGGAUAAUAAUACUAAUAAACCUAUAGAAAAUCGGAUCAAAGUUGGUCGGACUUUUGUGUUUGAGGAUUUGACCAGUGGUGCUCAAACACGUUCUCGAUUGUGGGACAAUUUGCAAUUUUGGGAGGAUGCAUUCCUCGAUGCAGUCGCUCAGGAACGGGAUAUGCUUGGCAUGGACUUCCGACCGACAGAAUUGCUUGCGCGUUACAAUCUUGCCUCUCCGCUUAAACGAAAGCACUCUGAGUUGGAAGAGGAUCGUCUGCUUGCCGGUCUCAUGCACAAUCUGAUCGCAUUUAUGGAUGCCCAAUCGAACUUCUGA